This is a messenger RNA of Lontra canadensis (Northern American river otter), 842 nucleotides long. Its product is annotated as coiled-coil domain-containing protein 152-like. Lineage: Eukaryota; Metazoa; Chordata; Mammalia; Carnivora; Mustelidae. The record is from RefSeq and is a predicted model, not a curated record.
AUGAUAGAAAACAGUGGAAAGAAUAAUAUACUGGAUAUACAGUUGGAAAAAACAUUUGUUCUAAAAGUAAUGCAAACAAAGGAGAUCUCGAUUAAAGAAGAAUGUGCUGCUCUUCAUAAUAUGAUAAAAGGACUACAACAGACCAUUAAAUCUCAACAUGAUUUGAAAAGUGAAAAUGAACAACUAAAAAGAAAUGUUGAUCUUAUGAAAGAAAAUUUAAAAUCUCAUGAACAGGAAUAUAAGAAUACUAUUGCCAAACUUAUGAGUGAAAUGAAAAUCAAAGAGGAGGGACAUAAGAUAGAAAUAAGGAAACUUCGUCAGGAUAUGCGGGAAAAAAUUGAGUCAAAUGAAGAAAAGCAUAAAGACCUGAUAGAGAAAAAGGAGGUAGAAAUUUCAGAGUUAAAUGCAAAGUUAAGAACUCAAGAAAAGGAGAAACAAAGUGAAAUUAUCAAAUUACAGUUAGAGUUUGAUGCCAACCCAGCAAGACUUCAAACUAAGUCAAACUCAUACCCAGACUCUACUGUUUUGCCACAGAGCAUCUACAGAAGGAAGCUUCAACAUCUUCAAGAAGAAAAAAACAAGGAGAUCUCAGUUCUUCGUAAUACCAUUCAUGAUUCAGAGCAACAUCUCUCCCUUGACAAAGAUUCUCAACUUAAACCUACUGGCAAAGGUUCUUACCUUAGGCGUAGACGGUUUUGAGUAGGACAGUAAAUUCAUUAGUCGCUACCUAAUUUCUUUAAAAGCAGUUGAAAAUACACUUCUAUCAUUAAUAUAACAUACUGCCUAAAUAAUAACAAAGAAAAGAGGAGAGCUUCAGACCUUUUAAAUUGAGUUUAUUUAAA